Molecule: messenger RNA, 2173 nt
Organism: Aphanomyces astaci
Lineage: Eukaryota; Oomycota; Saprolegniomycetes; Saprolegniales; Verrucalvaceae
Exons: 3
Coding region: 48-2039 (663 amino acids)
Biological process (GO): mannan biosynthetic process
Cellular component (GO): Golgi apparatus
Molecular function (GO): alpha-1,2-mannosyltransferase activity
Source: RefSeq, a predicted model, not a curated record
GCCGGCUACCGCUCGACACAUGCGAUUCUGCGUCGCCCAUACCAUACAUGGAACAAGCAUUGCAAAGGGUAGAGAGUCCUCUCUACCACAACUCGCGCCAUCUACACGGCCAUGGCGCUCGCAGACCAAUUGCAUUAUGGCGGUUCAUCGUGCUUGGAGUAGGCAUGUUGGCCUUGUGCUCCGUUGGGUUGUUCUACCAAGUACAGUACAUACACAUCACGGCAGCACCACAGCAUCUCAGGGCCGACCAUGUAUCGUCGUACUCAACGAUACUUCCAACCCGACGACCAACGGAAGCAGCACUGCCGCAUCGCAAUCCCGCCCCUGUCCCGUCCGCGCUAUCUACAACCCAACGACACGUGGACGCUGAAGUUGACACUAUAGCACUACCAUGGCCUCCUGGAAACCCCUACGCGUCCUACCAGUGCAAAGGAUGGCGGCAAACUGGCGGAUGCGACCCCGACGGCGUCCGUGAACCCCUGAAUGACAAAGGAUGCUCUGCAGCGAUCAGCGGAGGACUCUCAGGGUACUGCGAGUUCCACGACCCCGUGAAGAAUGACACGAUCCACUUCAUGAAGAUGUCGUGCGAGUCGCUGCGUGCUCACGUCGCGUUCUCGUGCAACAUGACGUUCGACACGGUCAUGUUCCAUCGGCACGCCGCCGUCUACCGCCAUCCUUGGAAUCUUCAAGGGGACCCCCGAUCCCGCGGCUACCUCAACAGCAGUGCCUUUGACCCUACACCCCACAGCGUAGCCACACGCCCUCCAGGUCGAACUUGGUACGCCGAUGCCGUCGGCGACAGCCCUUCUCGUGGCAUCGUCGUGGUCGUGUACGAGAAAGCGCUCGUGCCAAUGUAUGCAACCCUGCGCUACCUUCGGCACGACCUCAACUGCACCCUCCCCAUCGAGAUGUGGUACCGGUCGGACGAACUGUCGCCGCACAACAACACCGUCAUGGCGUCCAUGUUGGCGCUUCCCGAGGUCCAUCUGCGGGAGAUCCGAGACCCCAUCGCCACGGGCUUUUACGUCAAGCCAUACGUAAUAUUCUUCUCGCAGUUUGAGCAACUGCUGUUCCUUGACGCCGACAACGUUCCUCUGAAAGACCCAUCGUUCCUCUUUACCACGGCCGAGUUCCAAGCCACUGGUGCCGUCUUCUGGCCCGACUUUUGGCACCCGCAUAACACGAUCUUUAACGUUCAUGCAAAGAGCUUUGUGUGGACAUUACUCGACGUUCCGUUUAUCGACAUGUUUGAGCAGGAAAGCGGCCAACUCGUCGUGGACCGGUCGAGAUGCGAGCGCGCGCUACACAAGCUCAUGUUCUACGCGCUCCAUCGCAUCGAGCCGCAGCCCCCGAUCAAAUACUCCAGCAUGCAGUUCGGCCCCACGCUUCCGGUAGAUGCAAACUUAAUCGCGGCGCUGGUGCUACUGUGGGGGGACAAGGAUCUGUUUCGGCUCGCGUGGCUCUCAACCAACACGUCGUUUCACAUGGUUUCGACGCCACCGGGGGCGAUCGGGAUGUACGGAAAGCCGCCCAAGGUGAACGACCGCGGGGAGUUCGUGCCCGGGGACAACGACGCGCUGCCCGAUCGGUUCUGCGGCAAGGCCAUGGUCCAGUACGACGUCGGAAAUUCAACCAACCAAACGCCCCCCGAGCCCCUCUUUGUCCACCGCAACACGGUCAAACUCGGCCGAAGCAACGCGUCGCGCGCCAAGCAGUGGUUUGCGUACCAGAGAAUAAGACCGACAGUCGUCGCCUACAAGGACGUGGUCGAUCAGUACAAGAUCCAAGCGUGGAGGGAACGAACGAGUUGCUUUGGCGAACCCCUUGGCGCCACCGAGACCUUUGAGCUCACUGACACCGCCUCGACUGUGUUUGAAGCCGCGGAAGGGAAGCUCCUCAAGUAUGCAGACGAGGCCGCGGCGAUGCUCCCGCCCGAAACGACCGCGCCGUCGACGAUCAAGAUGUCGACCAAUCUACCGACCCCCGCCCGGUCUCAACCGAUCAAAAGCCGAGCGGCCGAGCCAGACUUGAUCGAUUAAAAGCCAUAGAUCCUGACGAAAUUGUACGUACACAUCGGGGUCACAGCAUACGAGGAGGAUGGACGGAUAAGAGUUUGUGUGUGGCGUAAUAACACGGAAAUGCUGCCUCAAAGCAGCAAGCAGCUGAAGUGGAC